AGAGUAUGCUGAAACUAGUUUCUGAAAUGUUGUGCGCUCGAGGAGGUCAGAAGAUGAGGCCUUUUCUAUGUGCGCAAAUUAGUGGCUUUCAUACUACAAAGCCUGGUUUAGCACCUAGAAGCUUUUUCGGGGUGGAAGAUUUUGUUGAUGAUGACAAUAGCCGUCCAUACACUUACCAGAAGGGGAAAAAAUCUAAGAACCCAAACAAGCAUGUUUCUUUCAAGCAACGGACUGUAGCAUACAUGGAACCGUUCACACUUGAUGUUUUCAUAUCAAAGCGCUUUGUUUCAGCCUCAAUCACCCAUAGAGUUACAUGCAAACAGGUUGCAGUAGCCGGUACAAACUCCAAAGAUAUCAAGGCAGUGCUCAAAUCACGAAGUGAUAUUCCUGCAUGCUUGUCUGUCGGUCAGAUUUUGUCCGACAGGGCAAGAGAAGCUGAUGUAUACACUGCUUCUUAUACACCUAGAGAUAGGGACAAAUUCGAAGGGAAAAUUAGAGCGGUUGUUCAGUCCCUCAUUGAUAAUGGUAUCGACAUCAAAGUUUAUCUUGACUGAAAAAAAGGUACUAUGUCUACCCAUUGUAUCCAAAUAUAUUUAACCACCUUAAAGUAAUGAACCCUUAUUGCAGUCUAGUUAGUAUUUGUAUUUGUUUUAGUCUGAGAUUGUCAUAAGCCCCUCUUUGUGGAGAAGGCUGGCUUACUCACUUUUUUGUUUUUUCUGAUUGAUUGGUC
This is a messenger RNA of Solanum verrucosum, 730 nucleotides long. RefSeq lists its product as uncharacterized. Gene Ontology annotation, biological process: translation. NCBI's taxonomy places the organism in Eukaryota, Viridiplantae, Streptophyta, Magnoliopsida, Solanales, Solanaceae. Gene Ontology annotation, molecular function: structural constituent of ribosome; 5S rRNA binding. The transcript has 2 exons. The record is from RefSeq and is a predicted model, not a curated record. Bases 6 to 554 code for a protein of 182 amino acids. Gene Ontology annotation, cellular component: ribosome.